Messenger RNA from Xenopus tropicalis (tropical clawed frog), 1828 nucleotides. It is a transcript of the gene alg8, whose product is annotated as ALG8, alpha-1,3-glucosyltransferase. The coding region runs from base 77 to 1474 and encodes 465 amino acids. Lineage: Eukaryota; Metazoa; Chordata; Amphibia; Anura; Pipidae. The record is from RefSeq and is a predicted model, not a curated record. Gene Ontology annotation, cellular component: endoplasmic reticulum membrane. The transcript has 13 exons. Gene Ontology annotation, molecular function: hexosyltransferase activity.
UACAGCCACGCCCCCUACACCUUUCCUGAUUGGGCCAGCUCCUACAGGCAGUGCGCCUUCUUCCGGGUGGAGCAAGAUGGCGGCUCCCAAAGGUGCUAACGUGGGCUCCCGCAAUAGCAGCACCGGCUCCAAGAGUAAAGAGAGCGGGGAUGGGGGCUGGUUUGUUACCCUGGCUAUCGCCGUGUCCCUGCUGAAAUGCCUUCUCCUUCCGACCUACCAUUCUACAGAUUUUGAGGUGCACAGAAACUGGUUGGCAAUAACCCACAGCCUGCCUGUAUCUAAGUGGUACUAUGAGGCAACCUCGGAGUGGACAUUGGACUACCCCCCUUUCUUUGCAUGGUUUGAGCAUCUGCUCGCCAAAGUGGCGCAGUACGUUGAUCCGGAGAUGCUGAAGGUGGAGAAUUUAAACUAUGCCAGCCAGGAGACCGUCCUCUUCCAGAGGCUUUCUGUUAUUAUCACAGAUAUCCUCUUCAUCUACGCUGCCAGCCAAUGCUGUAAGUGUGUGAAUGGGCGGAAGGAUCGCAGGGAUCUUAUACAGAAGCCGGCCUUUGUCCUGGCGGUGCUGCUGCUAUGGAACUUCGGCCUGCUGAUUGUGGAUCAUAUUCACUUCCAGUACAAUGGGUUCCUCUCGGGCAUCAUGCUCCUCUCCAUUGCACGCUUGUAUCAGAAGAGAGUUAUGGAAAGCGCCUUCCUUUUUGCCGUCCUUCUCAAUUUCAAGCACAUCUACCUGUACAUUGCUCCGGCCUAUGGGAUGUACAUGCUGCGUUCCUACUGUUUCACAGGGAAUAAUCCAGACGGAUCCGUGCGCUGGAGAAGUUUCAGCUGCCUGCGACUCCUCUCUCUCGGCCUGACGGUCUGCUCGGUGUUUGCACUUUCCUUUGGGCCCUUUGUCUACUUGGGCCAACUCCCUCAGGUGCUGUCUCGGCUUUUCCCUUUCAAACGAGGCCUCUGCCAUGCAUACUGGGCACCCAAUUUCUGGGCACUGUACAACAUGGUGGAUAAAGCUCUGUCCAUUAUAGGUGUGAAGCUGCAGCUGCUGGACCCAGCCACUAUCCGUACUGGGACAAUGACGAGGGGAUUGGUGCAGGAGUUUGAGCACAGUGUUCUUCCCUCAGUUACACCAAUGGCAACGCUAGUCUGUACCCUCGUCUCCAUACUGCCCUCUGUGCUCCGACUAUGGCGCAAGCCUCAAGGACCCACUGGUUUCCUUCGCUGCCUAAUCCUUUGCGCACUGGGAUCCUUCAUGUUCGGUUGGCACGUGCAUGAGAAAGCCAUCCUCCUGGCAAUCCUCCCACUAAGCAUCUUGUCUGUGACCAGUGCAAAGGAUGCUGGGAUAUUUUUGGUCCUGGCCACGACGGGCCACUUCUCGCUUUUCCCUCUGCUCUUCACAGCGCCAGAACUGCCCAUUAAGGUGCUGCUGAUGUUGAUCUUCACUGUAUUUAGUGUCUCGGCCCUGAGAGCCAUGUUUCAGUAAAGAGAGGGCGCUGCUGAGCUGGGUGGAAACCCUAUACCUGUGCGGGUUGGUGCCCCUGGGGGCCUUCUGUGAAGUUGUGUACCCUCUGACCUCCUGGCACCAACAGCUCCCGUUUGUGCCCCUGCUCCUCUCCUCUGGGUACUGCGCCCUGGGGGUUACCUACUCUUGGGCCAGACUUUACAUUUCAGCGCUUUCUGACUUGCCAUCCGCCAAGCAAAAGAAGAACCAAUAAAAAGACUUGAAUUCUCAGAAAGCCGAGCCACUCAGGGUGGGCACUUUGUACCCUUUUAUACACGCAAUAUUGUUACAUUCCAUAUUUUUUUUCCGAAUAAAAUAUUUUUGUUGUAAAAACAA